AGUAAACCCUCUCCCAAGAAUCUCCUAUUUAAUCAUUUCCCCUUCCCAAAAACUCUCCUCAACAAUCACCUACAAGUAACACAUCCCGUUUUAGAGAAGAAAAGGCCUUUAAAAUAUGAGAGCAUGCCCCAUAAAUUGCACUCUGAGCUUUUAUGUAGGUUGAACAUCUGUUGAUCAAGACAUGUCCUAACCUCGACCAUAAUACCAAGCUCAAGACUUUCUCUAACUUUCCGAGUAUGUUGCUGCCAAAAUAUGAUCCCGACAACAAUGAAACCGGGAUCAAGAUUCUGGAGGAGCUGACGACAAACGUUUGCCAGAUACAACAACAGGUCUUGGAGGAGAUAAUAACAAGAAAUGUAAAUACAGAAUACCUUCGGGGAUUCCUUGAUGGUGUUUACGAUAAGCAACUCUUCAAGGAGAAAGUUCCUAUUGUGAAUUAUGAAGAAAUCAAGCCUUAUAUUGAAAGAAUUGCAAAUGGAGAGUCAUCAAACAUCAUCUCAGCCGAGCCCAUUACUGAACUCCUCACAAGCUCUGGCACUUCAGGAGGUCAGCCAAAGAUGAUGCCCUCAACAGCUGAAGACUUGGACAGAAAGACAUUCUUUUAUAACCUUCUCGUACCUGUUAUGAACAAGUAUGUGGAUGGGCUUGGUCAAGGAAAAGCAAUGUACCUUCUGUUUGUUAAACCAGAGAUCAAAACUCCCUCUGGUCUGAUGGCAAGACCGGUGCUCACAAGCUACUACAAAAGCAGCAACUUCAAGAACCGGCCAUUGAACCGAUUCAAUGUCUACACUAGUCCGGACGAGACAAUCCUGUGUUCUGACAGCAAGCAAAGCAUGUAUUGUCAGCUCCUCUGCGGUCUACUCCAACGGCAUGAAGUUCUCCGAGUCGGCACCGUCUUCGCGUCCGCUUUCUUACGCGCCAUCAAGUUUCUAGAAGAUCACUGGAAGGAGCUCUGCGCAAACAUAAGAACUGGCUGCCUCAGCAACUGGAUCACGGAUGUUGGGUGCCAGAAUGCAGUGUCAACAGUUCUUUGUGGAGCCAAUUUGGAACUGGCCAAUACAAUUGAGAAUGAAUGCAGAAUUAGAUCGUGGGAAGGGAUAAUCAAGAGAAUUUGGCCAAGGACGAAGUACAUUGAAGUUAUUGUGACCGGUUCCAUGGCGCAGUACAUCCCUACACUGGAAUUCUACAGCGGCGGAUUGCCACUGAUUUCAACAAUGUAUGCCUCCUCGGAAUGUUACUUUGGGAUCAAUUUCAAGCCUCUGAGCAACCCAUGCCAUGUCUCUUACACCCUUAUUCCUAAUAUGGGCUAUUUUGAGUUCCUCCCGGUGAAGAAAAAUGGGGAAAAGGUGGCUCAAGAUGUUAGGAGUAAUGGUGUUCGGGACGAAAAUUGUGUUGGAAGCGAGACUGAAUUGGAACUAACGAAUGUUGUGGAUCUCGUGGAUGUGAAGCUCGGGGAAUAUUAUGAACUUAUUGUUACAACUUUUACAGGGCUAUAUCGAUAUAGAGUUGGAGAUAUUCUAAUGGUAACGGGUUUCCACAACAAUGCUCCCCAAUUUCGGUUUGUGCUCAGAAGAAAUGUGGUUUUGAGCAUUGACACGGACAAAACCAACGAAGAGGACCUCCUAAAGGCAGUGAUUCAGGCAAAGCUCAUCUUGGAGACGCUCGGAUUGCUCCUAACGGAGUACACAAGCUACGCUGAAACCUCCUCCAUUCCGGGCCACUACGUACUAUUCUGGGAGCUUACAAGCAAAGGAAACAACAAUGAGCCACUCCCAGAGCUCGACCGCGAGAUGAUGGAGCAGUGCUGCUCCACCGUGGAAGAAUCACUUGAUUCUGUGUACAGAAGAUGUAGGAAGAAGGACAAUUCAAUUGGACCAUUAGAGAUAAGAGUGGUAAAACAUGGAGCAUUUGACGCACUAAUGGAUUUCUGUGUGUCGCAGGGCUCUUCUAUUAACCAAUACAAGACGCCGAGGUGCAUCAAAUCUAAGGAAGCUAUUGAGAUUUUAGAAUCCAGAGUUGUAGGGAGGUUUUUCAGUCAGAAAACUCCCUCUUGGCAACCCAUUAAUUUUGCAUGAAUAAAUAUUGACUUUAAUUAGAAGGUUAAUGGAUCAUCUGCGCCAGGAAUUAUUUUGCCAAGAAUUUCAAUUGUAAAAGUCUCUUUCCUAUUAUUGUAUGUCGGUUCUGUAUCAAAAAUUUGACACUACUACUGCUACUUUCUCCCCUUGUGGAACUAUAAAAUUUUAUCUUCAAUAUCUUUGCAAAAAAUAGGAUUGUACAAUUUAAAAUACAUUGGACAGCACAAC
Messenger RNA from Rubroshorea leprosula, 2303 nucleotides. The record is from the annotation of a GenBank genome assembly. Lineage: Eukaryota; Viridiplantae; Streptophyta; Magnoliopsida; Malvales; Dipterocarpaceae.